UCAAAUCUCUCAUUUUUAAAUAUAAAUAUUAAAACGAAUCUGACUAAAGCACAUACGAUUCUUACAUCAAAUCAUUAAAAAAGUACGAAAUGAACAAGAUAUGUAGAAUUUGCUUAGAAGAAGGCGUUUUAUCGUCAAUUUUUGCAAAAAAUUAUGCGGUAUCGCUAUGUGUAAUGAUACAAUUCACAACAAAAGUUAAGAUAAGAAGUAACGAUGGUCUACCAGAACAGAUUUGUAGCAACUGUGUUUAUAAAUUAGGAGUAGCCUAUCAUUUUAAGCAAUCUUGCGAGAGCGCAGAUACACGACUUCGUCAAUAUUUAGGCUUACAUACACCAAAUAGAACCAAAGACGCGAUGGUUAUGACUGAUGCUAUGGUUGUAACUCAACGGACUGUAAUUAAAAAUUGUAAAUGUAAAAUUGUAGAACAGAAAAAAAGUUCAUCGAAUUAUAAAAAGAAAGCUGAAUCUGAGAAAUUAAAAAGAGGACCCAAACCAAAACCGAAACAGGAACACACUUGUUAUCAAUGUGAUAAACAGUUUAAAUGCAAGGCACAAUUGGAAAUGCACAUAAGGACACACACGGGAGAUAAGCCAUUUACUUGUAUGUUUUGUCCACGCAAAUUCACUCAAAAACAUAACCUGACAAUACAUCUUCGUAUGCAUACUGGAGAGAAGCCGUUUCAAUGUGAUGUAUGCAGUAAAACAUUUUCUGCUCAAGGGAAUCUACAGGCGCAUUUAAAAAUACACACUGGACAAAAAGACCAUGUUUGUUCAUUAUGUAAAAAAUCUUUUAUAACGUCAAGUGAGCUUACAAGGCACAUGUUUAAACAUAGAGGAGUAAAAAACUUCAAGUGUGAUAUAUGUGGUGCUGCUUAUGUGCACAAUAGAGACCUGAAAUUGCACCAGUUGAGGAAACAUGAAAUAUCUGAAAAAAACAAGACUCAAAAUGAAUAUAAUAAUAGCAACAAUAUAGAUAUAAUUGGUAUAGAUGAAAAAAAAAGUAUGUCACAACCUGUUAGGCACGAUGUUACAGAUAACAAAAUCCCAAUUAAUAUUAUAUCUGGCAACCAUACACUUUUAUCAUAUGAGAAUAAAAUUAAAGAGGGUCAUCAAUAUGCGAGUAACUUAUCAGUUAAUGAUCCUUUGCAUUGUACAAUUUGUGGAGAGAGCUUUCAGUUUAUGGCACCUUUAGCUCAGCAUUAUCUUAAUCAUCACUCAAAAGUAUAAAUAAUAUGCAGACAAACAGUCAAUCAGGAAUUUCUAAAUAAAAAGUUAUGACUAUAAUUAAGUCCUGCUUUCUUUGUUAAACAAACUUUAUAAUACUGUGAACUUGAGGCUAUAUAUCAAACUACCUGUCCUUUCAUCCAUCUUGAACAGCAUGGCUUUAAUAGUAUUACAACCUAAUGCAUCAAUAUGCUGCAUUUAGGAGCAACUAAGCUAUUCUACACUGCAUCAUCUGCUUCCAAAGUAACUGCUCUUCCCUGCUGGUGAUGAUGAUGUAUAGUCUAGAAACUUUUUUGUAUAAAUGAACAAUAUAACAUAAUGCAAUAACAUUAUCAAAUUGGACUGAUGGAGAUAGAGAAUAGUUUCAAACAAAUAAAUUUGAGUUUAAACACAUUA
Vanessa atalanta (red admiral) is the source of this 1619-nucleotide messenger RNA. RefSeq names its product gastrula zinc finger protein XlCGF8.2DB-like. Gene Ontology annotation, molecular function: zinc ion binding. The coding region runs from base 90 to 1226 and encodes 378 amino acids. The transcript has 9 exons. Lineage: Eukaryota; Metazoa; Arthropoda; Insecta; Lepidoptera; Nymphalidae. Gene Ontology annotation, cellular component: nucleus. The record is from RefSeq and is a predicted model, not a curated record.